AUGGCCUCUGCGUCGCCAGCAUCUCACAAACCCCGGCGCAAGUCGAAGAAGCCAGGUGUAACCUUUGACCCUUCGACCAAGCCAGGCGCACUCGUCCGGACGCCUUCCUUUCCUCUCGCCGCUUUCCUCUGGCCCGCACGUAGCUCGUUUUCGGAAUGGGAGGUAUUGCCGCUGAUUCUCAUGGUCGUUGGGCUGUUUAGAUGGGCUUCGGGUCUUUGGGGGUAUUCUGGCUUCCAGAAACCUCCCAUGUUUGGCGAUUACGAAGCGCAACGACACUGGAUGGAGAUAACAACUCAAUUACCAAUCUCCCAGUGGUACUUUCACGAUCUCGAGUGGUGGGGACUGGACUAUCCCCCCUUGACCGCAUACCACAGCUGGGCGCUCGGCAAGAUAGGGGCUUUGAUUGAUCCUUCGUGGUUUGCCCUGUACACGUCGCGAGGCUCCGAGGAUCCGACUCUCAAGAUUUUCAUGAGGGCCACUGUCAUUAUUUCGGAAUACCUCAUCUACAUUCCGGCCGUCGUCGUUUUUGUGCGAAGAUACAGCAGACUGUUUGGUGUCGCGCAAUGGACAAGCUGGGUGGCCUUGGUCGCAAUUCUUUUGCAACCUGGCACGAUUCUGAUUGAUCACACCCACUUUCAGUACAAUACCGUCAUGCUUGGAUUCGUCCUUGCUAGCAUGUCGAGCAUGAUUGCCGGUCGUUACAUGUGGGCUUCCAUCUUUUUCGUGGCAGCUCUGGGAUUCAAGCAAAUGGCACUAUACUUUGCGCCGGCCGUCUUUUCCUUUCUCCUGGGAAGCUGCAUCUUUCCUCGAAUCAACCCGUCACGCUUCAUUGUCAUUGCCGGAGUUACUGCCGUCUCUUUUGCAGUAUUGAUUCUGCCCAUUGUCAUUGGAGCCUUGUACGAUGCUCAGCGUGGCAUUGACUCUCAGCCGGGUGUCGAUGGUCCUCGGCCUCUUCCCAUUUUUACACAAAUCGAGGGAUACCUUGACAAGAAGGCUGCUUACUACCCUGUUGUCGCGCAACUGGUUCAAAUGGUUCACCGAGUCUUUCCCUUUGCGCGUGGCCUAUUCGAGGACAAGGUUGCCAACUUUUGGUGCGCGGCAAAUGUCGUGAUCAAGCUGCGCAAGUACCCGACUGCCCUCCUUCAGCAAGCCUCUCUGGCGGCCACACUCCUCGCAUUGGCGCCUGCAAACUUGGUUCUGUUCUUUCGACCACGCAAGGAACUUUUGCCGUAUGCUUUUGCCGUCACAGCUUGGAGCUUUUUCUUGUUCAGCUACCAGGUCCAUGAAAAGAGCGUCCUGCUUCCCCUGCUGCCCAUGACUGUUCUCCUGGCUGGCAAGCAGGGUCUGGGCAAAGAGAUACGUGCUUGGGUCGGGUUUGCCAACAUUCUUGGUGCUUGGACAAUGUUUCCCCUUCUCCAACGUGUCGACCUCCGUAUCCCGUAUGCUGUUCUCACCGGUCUAUGGGCCUACCUCUUGGGUCUGCCACCUACCUCGCUAAGCGCCUACUUUGAAGCAGGUCAAUAUGCUUGGGUGCAAUGGGCCACUGCGCUGAUCCACUGGGCCUUUUAUCUGACCAUGGGUGCUUGGCACGUACUUGAACUAUAUGUUGCACCUCCCGUCGACAAGCCUGAUUUGUGGGUCGUGGCCAAUGUUGGUGUCGGUGUGACGGGAUUUGCCCUUUGUUAUAUAUGGUGCCUGUACAAGUUGAUUCAUGAGAGCCAGAUAUUGUCAGCCAAGGAUUCGGCUGCGUCAAAGAAGAAGAGACAAUAA
Messenger RNA from Pestalotiopsis fici W106-1, 1770 nucleotides. RefSeq lists its product as uncharacterized. The coding region runs from base 1 to 1770 and encodes 589 amino acids. Gene Ontology annotation, biological process: protein N-linked glycosylation. The transcript has 2 exons. Gene Ontology annotation, molecular function: dolichyl pyrophosphate Man9GlcNAc2 alpha-1,3-glucosyltransferase activity. NCBI's taxonomy places the organism in Eukaryota, Fungi, Ascomycota, Sordariomycetes, Amphisphaeriales, Sporocadaceae. Gene Ontology annotation, cellular component: endoplasmic reticulum membrane. The record is from RefSeq and is a predicted model, not a curated record.